Molecule: messenger RNA, 1230 nt
Organism: Halteromyces radiatus
Lineage: Eukaryota; Fungi; Mucoromycota; Mucoromycetes; Mucorales; Cunninghamellaceae
Exons: 1
Coding region: 38-1021 (327 amino acids)
Source: RefSeq, a predicted model, not a curated record
UUUUAUUAUUUUUUUUUUUUAUUUUGUCAUUUAUAUCAUGUCUAUGUAUGAAAAGGAUGACUUUUAUGGGAAAUAUAAUAGUCCCUCAGCACCACCAUUACCACCACCUCAUCACGAUAGUUCUCCAGCAUAUUCAUCACCACCACCUCAUGGAUACCCAGCCAGUCCGUUCGAUAACAAUAAUAAACGACAUUCUUUGGAAGAUCCUGAUAUGUACCAUCAAGUACCUAUGAUGGGAGGAUAUCAACAUCCUCGAAAUAGUAUGUCAGAUAUGAAAUUGACAAGUGCAACUGAUACACCGGCAGGAUAUCAUCAUCAUCAUCAAUAUGAUACCGACGAUGAAGAAGAAGAAAGUGGAUUGACGAUUCCCAAGGAACGACGUAAACGAAGUUGUUUGGAUAAAGUAUGUUGUGGAUGUUGUGUAUGUUGUCCUCGAUGGGCACGUUACUGUUCCUGCAUCCUUCUUUUGAUACUGAUUGCUGUAGGGAUUGUGGUGGGUGUAUUGGCCGCGUUAUUCAAGAUGCCUCAAGUGAACAUGAGUGGACUAGACAGUGCUCCAACGGUGAAUGUAACGGAUGGCCAUUUGAUCAACAUGGCAUUCCAAUUACAAGUCUCGGUGAAUAACCCAAACGUAGAAGGCAUUACGUUCGAUACCAUUGUGGCCAAGGCAUAUUAUCCUCAACAUCAUGAUAUCCAAUUGGGUGGGGGCGAAAAGGAUCAAGUCGUCAUUGCCAAGAAUGCUGUCACCAAUUUCACCUUUCCCUUUGAUCUGGCUAUCGAUAUGGCCAAUCCUUCCUAUCAAGCCAUUCUUCAAGAUCUCUUUAGCAAAUGUGGUGUCGAUGGUUCUCAAAAACAACAAAUUAAAAUUGAUUACGAUGUCAUUCCUACUGUCAAGUUUGGUCUCAUUCCUAUUUCUAUCACCAUCUCCAAUUCUGCAAGCUUUGAUUGUCCUGAUGUUCUUACUCAUUUAGGUGGUUUGGCUUCCUCCAUCUCUUCACAAACUUCUGCUGGCAUUUCUUGAUUUUUUUUUUUUUGGUAAAAUCUACCUCUUAUAUAGUUAUUAUUAUUUCUUACUUUUUAUAGUUUAGAUACGUGUAUAUAUGUGUAUCAUUCAUUUUUCUGUUGAUUCUCUUGUACAAAUAAAAUUUCUUUUUUUUUUUUAUGAUAACGUUGACAAUAAUUGAAAAAUGAUGAUGAAUAUCAUUAUCUAUAAAAAGGUUGCCAAGAAAC